Molecule: messenger RNA, 1197 nt
Organism: Ilex paraguariensis (yerba mate)
Lineage: Eukaryota; Viridiplantae; Streptophyta; Magnoliopsida; Aquifoliales; Aquifoliaceae
Source: the annotation of a GenBank genome assembly
AUGCCAUUGGUUAUCUUGCUAUUGAAGCUUGCCCAUUGGGUUCCUACUGCCCACUUGCAACGCUCAAUAAGGCUACUGGUGUAUGUGAACCGUACACCUACCAACUACCUCCUGGACAUCCAAAUCAUACGUGUGGUGGGGCAAACAUUUGGGCGGAUUUUGCCAGUACUAGUGAGGUAUUCUGUUCAGCAGGCUGCUUUAUGUACUCUUCUGCUCAUUAUUUACAAUUGUUCUGACCAAGUUAUCAGCACACGGGAAAGGAGACAUGCCAAAUCCAGGGAAGCGGCUGCUAGAAGUGUUAGGGAGAAAACAGAGGCACGUGAAAGGUGGAAAGCUGCCAAAGAGGCUGCUAAGAAGCAUGCAUCUGGAUUACAAGCUCAAUUUUCUCGCACAUUUUCUCGUAAAAAAAUUGUUACACAUUCUGAGCAACUUAAAAUCUUGAAUCCAGCAAGAAGCGAAAGAGAUGAUGACUUAUACCCACCUAUGCUCCCAAGCAGUUCAGGUACAUAUCAGCAAUCAUCUACUACAUCCAAAACAAAGAAUACAGAGCCUAAUGAUCUUAUGAAGAUGAUGCAUGCAAUUGAAGAUGAUCCUGAUAUUUCUGAAGAUUUCAGCUUGGAAAUUGAAGAUAGAAAUACCAAAAAGAAAAUGCCAAAGGAAAAACAAAUUCAUACUCAUAGUCAGAUUUUCAAGUAUGCAUAUGCACAAAUUGAGAAAGAGAAAGCUCGGGAGCAGCAGAACAAGAAUCUUACCUUCUCAGGAGUGAUUUCGUUGGCAACAAAUAAUGAAAUCCGGAAAAGGCCUGUGAUUGAGGUCUCUUUCCGAGACCUAACCCUUACUUUGAAAGGAAAGAAGAAACAUCUUUUGAGGUGUGUUACUGGGAAGAUCAUGCCUGGCCACAUUACUGCUGUGAUGGGUCCAUCGGGGGCUGGGAAAACAACUUUUCUUUCUGCUCUUGCAGGAAAAGCAGUUGGAUGCACACUAACUGGUUCCAUUUUCAUAAAUGGAAAGACAGACUCAAUCCAUUCAUAUAAGAGAAUCAUUGGUUUUGUGCCACAAGAUGAUGUUGUGCACGGAAAUUUGACUGUGGAGGAGAAUCUCUGGUUCAGUGCAAGGUGCAGCCCUAAUGUAAUUGCUGUUUUAGAUGCAGAGUCUAAAGGUAAUAUCAAGCUGUAUAUAACAAGCAUGGGAUGGUAA